AUGGUUUUUGGUCUUAUCGUUAUUGUUAAGUGCAUCUUUUCUGAACAGGUUCCUUUCCACAUUCCGCUUGUCUGUCUUUUCAUUCCCUUCUUCCUCCCUUGCAUCGAUUCCGAUGCGCCGUCGUCCAUGUCUCCAGAUGCCCGAUUUCUGAACCGUUUGUCACGCCCUUCCUGUUCAUCUGACAUCAAGCAACCAUUCCGGUCUCUCGUAAAUCAUUCGAUUCAUUCGAUUAUCAUCUAUCUAUCUAUCUAUCUAUCUAUCUAUCUUCAGUUUGUUCAUAUCUAUCUCUCUUUUCAUUCUAUCUAUCUAUCUAUCUAUCUAUCUAUCUUCAGUUUCUUCAUAUCUAUCUAUCUAUCUCAACGGCAACAGGUUCGAGCGCUAAUCGACAAUGAUCGAUAUUCCUGUAUUAACAUCAGUAUCUAUUGCCUGUCCUGGGGAGGGUAUCUAUCUAUCUAUCUAUCUAUCUAUCUAUCUAUCUAUCUCCGACUGUUCAUAUCUAUCUAUCUCUAUCUAUCUAUCUAUCUAUCUAUCUAUCAUAUCUAUCUAUCUAUCUAUCUAUCUAUCUAUCUAUCUAUCUAUCCAUCUGUUCAUAUCUAUCUAUCUAUCUAUCUAUCUAUCUAUCUAUCUAUCAUCUAUCUAUCGCCGUCUGUUCAUAUCUAUCUAUCUAUCUAUCUAUCUAUCUAUCUAUCUAUCUAUCAUAUCUAUCGCCGUCUGUUCAUCUAUCUAUCUAUCUCCGACUAUCAUAUCUAUCUAUCUAUCUAUCUAUCUAUAUCUAUCUAUCUCCGACUGUUCAUAUCUAUCUAUCUAUCUAUCUAUCUAUCUAUCUAUCUCCGUCUGUUCCAUAUCUAUCUAUCUAUCUAUCUAUCUAUCUAUCUAUCUCUGUUCAUAUCUAUCUAUCUAUCUAUCUAUCUAUCCUACUGUCUCCGACUAUUCAUAUCUAUCUAUCUAUCUAUCUAUCUAUCUAUCAUAUCUAUCUAUCUAUCUAUCUGUCUGUUCAUCUAUCUAUCAUAUCUAUCUAUCUAUCUAUCUAUCUAUCUAUCUAUGUCUGUUCAUAUCUAUCUAUCGAUCGAUCUUUCUAUCUAUAUCAUUCUAUUUAUAUCUAUCUCCAUCUGUUCAUAUCUAUCUAUCUAUCUAUCUCCGUUUGUUCAUAUCUAUCUAUCUAUCUAUCUAUCUAUCUAUCUAUCUAUCUAUCUAUCUAUCUCCGUCUGUUCAUAUCUAUCUAAAAGGUUCAGAAAGAGGGCAAUAAAUCUAUCUAUCUAUCUAUCUAUCUAUCUAUCUAUCUAUCUAUCUAUCUAUCUAUCUCAGUCUGUUCAUAGCUACCUAAAUCUCAUGUCUUCGUAUUCGUCUCUUUCGUUCUCAUUCUUUUACUUAUUGUCAGUCACGUUCUACAUUUUUCGCUCCUUCUUUUUUUAUUUCCAAUUUCUCCUUCUUUCUCUCAUUUUUCCUUCGAUUCUAAUUAGCUUUUCAUUUCUUUUUCUCUUUUUCAAUUUCUUGUUCUUUUUCUUCUUUCUUUUCAUCACUUACACCAUUACUCCCCUAUCACUUCGUCAUGCGAAGCUGAGUAUCUAUCUAUCCAUCUAUCUAUCUAUCUAUCUAUCUAUCUAUCUAUCUAUCUCAGCUCUUUAUCUAUCUAUCUCACUGUUCAUAUAUAUAUAUGUCUCUGUUCAUAUCUAUCUAUCUAUCUAUCUAUCUAUCUAUCUAUCUAUCUAUCUAUCUAUCUCAGCUCUUUAUCGAUUUAUCUCGUCAUGCGAAGCUGAGUAUCUAUCUAUCUAUCUAUCUAUCUAUCCCAGCUCUUUAUCUAUCUAUCUCACUGUUCAUAUAUAUAUAUGUCUCUGUUCAUAUCUAUCUAUCUAUCUAUCUAUCUAUCUAUCUAUCUAUCUCAGCCAGCUCUUACCUAUCUACCUAUGUCACUAUUCAUAUCUUUCUCGCUGUUCAUCUCUCUCUCUCUCCCUCUCUCUCUCUCUCUAUCUAUCUAUCUAUCUAGCUAGCCAAUUUUUUCUUUCUUAUUUCAAUCAUUUAUUCUCAUUUAUAGAUUUAGAUUUUUUUACUCGUUCUUUUGAAUUCUUUCAUUCUUUCUUUCUACUAUUUUAUUUCGGAUAUUUUUUCUUUGUUUUUCUUUAUUUUUCUUUCUUUCUUUGUCUUUCCUUUUUUUUCUUCUCAUAUUUUCAAUGUCCUUUCUUUCUUUCUUUCUUUCUUAUAUUUUCACAGUUUUUUCUUUACUUUUCUAUUUCUUUUUUUUCUUUUGCGAAAUUAUCUUUUUACCAUUGUCCUAAACUUACUUUCUUUCUUCCUUUCUUUCUUUCUUCUCAUAUCUUCAAUUUUUUUCAUUGCUUUUCUAUUUCUUUCUUCCUUUUGUAUACUUAUGUCCUAAGUGUUCUUUCUUUCUAUAUUUCUUUCUUUCUCGCCUGUUUUGUCCUUUUCCUCGGUAUUUCCUAUCUUAUUAACCUCUUCCUAUUUCUUUUCUUUUACUCUCUUUCUUUUAGCAUUUCCUUCUUUUGUAUUCAACUGAUUUAUAUUUCCAACACAUUUUCAUCAUCUGCUGACCGAUCGCCUCAUCCUCUCCCUUACAGAACGCCCCUCCUCCUCCUCCUCCUCCUCCGCCACCUCGUCGCUAUCUAUCUAUCUAUCUAUCUAUCUAUCUAUCUAUCUCAGUCUGUUCAUAUCUAUCUAUCUAUCUAUCUAUCUAUCUAUCUAUCUCUAUGUCUCUGCCUUUCGAUCUUUAUAUUUUACCUAUCUCAAUCUAUUCAUAUAUAUCUAUUUAUUUUGUACAUAUCUAUCAAGAUAAUUAGGUCAUACCUAUUUUUCUUUCUUACGUACAUUAUAAUUAAUACCUAUUUUUCCUUCUCAUUUUCUUUUUUACUAUCUAUCUAUCUAUCUAUCUAUCUAUCUAUCUAUCUAUCUAUCUAUGCCAGUCUCUUCAUAUCUCUCUCUCUCUCUCUAUCUAUCUAUAUAUAUCUAUCUAUGCCAGUUUAUUCAUAUCUCUCUAUCUAUCUAUCUAUCUAUCUAUCUAUCUAUCUAUCUAUCUAUCUAUCUAUCUAUCUAUGCCAUCUAUUCAUAUCUAUCUAUCUAUCUAUCUAUCUAUCUAUCUAUCUAUCUAUCUAUCUAUCUAUCUAUCUAUCUAUUAACUAUUUCUCUAUUUCCCUCUCUCUCUCUCUCUCUCUCUGA
Molecule: messenger RNA, 3165 nt
Organism: Acanthosepion pharaonis
Lineage: Eukaryota; Metazoa; Mollusca; Cephalopoda; Sepiida; Sepiidae
Source: the annotation of a GenBank genome assembly